AUGACAUUCGGUUGGAUGGCGUACGCUUUCAAAUGCUAUCAACUAAACCAACAAGCUGUAGGUAUCCCAUUAGGAAAUGGUGCUUAUAUACCAUACAAUGAUGAAGCACAAAAGCAAAUGGAACAAAAGUAA
Messenger RNA from Cylicostephanus goldi, 132 nucleotides. The record is from the annotation of a GenBank genome assembly. NCBI's taxonomy places the organism in Eukaryota, Metazoa, Nematoda, Chromadorea, Rhabditida, Strongylidae.